AAGGGGGGCCGGCGAGAGGAAGUGGCAGCGGCGGCGGCCGGGGGAGGCCUGAGCUGUGUGUCUGCGCGGGCGGCAGGCAACGGCCGGGGAGGGCGGCGGCAAGCGUGGGUUGGGCUCCGGCGGGCGGCCGCACCUCAAGACUCCCCGGAGCGGGAGCCCACGCGGGCGGGCUCCCGAAACAAAGAGAAGCGGGAGUCCGGACGCGGCGGGUGGGCGGUCGAGCCUGGUUCUGCCCCGGAGCCCGCCGGCGGGUACCCGCGCCGAGCCCGGAGCGCGGCCGCUCGGCGCGGCCUGAAGGGCGGGAAGAUGCCGCGCGUCGUGCCCGACCAGAGGAGCAAGUUCGAGAACGAGGAGUUCUUCAGGAAGCUGAGCCGCGAGUGCGAGAUUAAGUACACGGGUUUCAGGGACCGGCCCCACGAGGAGCGCCAGACACGCUUCCAGAACGCCUGCCGCGACGGCCGCUCGGAGAUCGCUUUUGUGGCCACAGGAACCAAUCUGUCUCUCCAGUUUUUUCCGGCCAGCUGGCAGGGAGAACAGCGGCAAACACCUAGCCGGGAAUAUGUCGACUUAGAGAGAGAAGCAGGCAAGGUGUACUUGAAGGCUCCCAUGAUUCUGAAUGGAGUAUGUGUUAUUUGGAAGGGCUGGAUUGAUCUCCACAGAUUGGAUGGUAUGGGUUGCCUGGAGUUUGAUGAGGAGCGAGCCCAGCAGGAAGAUGCAUUAGCACAACAGGCCUUCGAAGAGGCUCGAAGAAGAACUCGAGAAUUUGAGGAUAGAGACAGGUCUCACCGGGAGGAAAUGGAGGUGAGAGUUUCACAGCUGCUGGCAGUAACUGGCAAGAAGACAGCAAGACCCUAGUCCUGGUUCCAAUUUAGGUGGUGGUGAUGAUCUCAAGCUUCGUUAACAUGAGCACAGCAUACGUGCUGCCCAUCUCUACAUACACACUGCUUCUAGUUGGUACAAAUCACUCAUUGUGCGACCAGAAACUGUGAUAACUAGAGGUACUACAGUAUCUGUCUUGACCUGAGGCAGCAUGAGACAUCAUCAGCCGCCAUGGUUUGCACUAUAAUACCUGCAUUUCUGAUUUUUAAAACAUGUAGCCAGUAAUAAUCUGAAUUUUUUUUUCUAUGCAAGCUUAUCUUGUUGGCAUUAUUUUAGUUAGGUUGAAAGUAUCUACUUUCUCCUAUUUAAUUUAGAAGUUCAUGUCAUUUGAAAACAAGAUAAGAAAUUAAAAUUUGUAUCAGGGUUUUCUUCAGCCAGUUGCUUAAAUUCUUUCGUACUUUCAGACAAGUUGGCUAUACAGCUUUCCUUCUUAGAUGAGCAGUUUGGUUUUGUUUUCUCUAUGUCAUGUUAUGUUUUUGUAUUCUACACCAUUUUACAAAUGAAGGUGUGCUUAUGUUUUUUUGUGUUUUUUUUUUUUACAAGCUAAAAACCUAGCAUAGAGCUGUCUGCCAUAGCCUCCUAAAACAAAAGUUUACAGUUGUUAAAGCUACAGUAUCCUUUUAAAUGCUAAUAAUUAUCUUUUCUGUCCCUUUUAAACAUAAAUUUUUAAAUUAGUAUUAAUUUUUAUUUGUCUCAGAUCCGUUUCAAGUUGUAUUCUAUAAUCAUGAGUUUGGGUAGAGAUAUCCUCCAUAGGUGAUAAUGUUCUACAGAUAUGCCCAAAGAAGUCACAGACUGGCUUCUGUUUCAUUCAGGGAUUUUUUUUUUUUUUUUUCCAUUUUCUUUUUAAAUCAGUCAGAAAAGGGAUACUGGAACUUCUUGUAUGUAACAGCAUAUUAAACUGGAGGCAGUAAUGAAUCAGCUACAGAGGUAAAUGGUAUGAAAAUCAUGUUUAAGAUAGCUGCUUUCAUGUGUAUUUUGUAUUGCAUGCUUUUGUAGAAACAAAUUAAUUGGGUGAUGAAGUUUAGCCUUAGAAAAUGCUCAUCUGUGCAGAAGAUACAUUUUCUUCCAUUAAUUCUGGGCAAAACAUUGACAGUUAUUUAUGAUGGUAUUUUGCAAAAGGACUAAAUAGCGCCUUUUGAGAUGAGUCAGUGUAACAAUAUUUUUUAAAUAGGCUUAGUGUCAAAUUGCAAUUUUUUUAAAUAUAAAACUGGAAAAAAGUGCUAAUUCAUUUGGCACAUGCUUACAGAUACUUUUCGUGGUCUUAUUCAUUAAAUGUUACUACAUUUCUGAAUUUUUGCAAAAAUGUAUUUUAUCAUAAAAUGGCAUUAUUUUAGAGAAUUGUAAAAACUGACGUGGUCAUUUCAGAAAAGUCUGAAUAAGGUCAUUUAAAAAGCAUAUAAAGAUACUUGAUUGUGGAGAUGUGUCUUUCAUUGUAUAUAGGUCUUAAAAUUCAUAAACAAAUACCCUGUAUUUCAAAAUAAAAAUAUUUGUUAUAUAUUUGACGUCAUGCAUGGUAAAGAUUGUGUUUGAAUGUUUGAAUUAUUAUAAACAAUAGUGUGUUACAAAAGAUCAUGCUGACCUUGUAUGACUAAGUACUAUGAAUGAAUUUGGUUGGUAUUUGAUGUUGUAUAGCUCACAUGUUUACACUCUCAGUGCCCUAAUUCCUCUGGGGGAAUUACCUUCUUAAAGUGAUCCUGUAUUUUUUAAAACAACAUGUUGAUGGUACAUUUUCUCUGUUGCUUCUAGCCAAGAACUCUCAGUCCAGCAGUAAAUAAGAUCACAUGGCAUUAAUGUUGUUGUCGCCCUUCUGUAAAUAGUGUUUCCUACUAGCUCUGCACUGCUUCUGUCUGUCUUAAUGCUGGCGUUAAGAUCAUAAACCCCUUUUCUCCAGUAGUGCAGGUUUUGAAAACUACUUUAAGUUAUUGAUGCAGUUUCAUAUUUUUUCAUAAUCUAUAUUUAAAGUUACAUCAUUGCAUCAUUUUUUCUAAAUUCAUCUCCAUUAAAACUUGCCUUAAGCUACCAGAUUGCUUUGCCAUUAGCUUUACUGUACAUUUGUAUGUUUACUUUAGUUUCACAUUAAAAUUCUGUGUAGUGAAAACAAA
Meriones unguiculatus (Mongolian gerbil) is the source of this 2981-nucleotide messenger RNA. It is a transcript of the gene Cbfb, whose product is annotated as core-binding factor subunit beta. Gene Ontology annotation, cellular component: nucleus; core-binding factor complex. The transcript has 6 exons. Gene Ontology annotation, biological process: regulation of transcription by RNA polymerase II. Bases 307 to 855 code for a protein of 182 amino acids. NCBI's taxonomy places the organism in Eukaryota, Metazoa, Chordata, Mammalia, Rodentia, Muridae. The record is from RefSeq and is a predicted model, not a curated record. Gene Ontology annotation, molecular function: transcription coactivator activity; sequence-specific DNA binding.